UGACCUGCUCGAAUUCUUCGGUCCGCUGGCAGAUCUCUUCAUCCACGAGCUCAAUCUGUAACAUGGGACGUUUCACACAAACAGGAGAAGAAGAAGCACGACUGAAAGCGUACACUUUUCAGAAAUCCCCCCCCCUGCUGCCCAGCCAGAAAUUCAGCUGUAAAACGAGGUCUGAAAAGCUGAGCUGCCUGUGCGUUCAUGGACAGUGCCAAAGGAGGGGGAGGAAGUGGCAAAAGAGGAAGAGGAAGGAGAGGACAUCGUGGUGGAGAGGACAGAGAUGUCCGCCUCUCUAAAUCCAUGUCUUAUGCACUUCGCCAUGGAGCCAGCCAGAUGGGUCUGCAAAUGGGUACAGACGGCUUCCUGUUUGUGGAGGAUCUCCUGGCUCAUCCGCAGUUCCACUCGUACUCGUUGGAAGACGUUGAGAGAGUUGUGGCCACAAAUGACAAGCAGCGCUUUAAGCUCUGUACCCACCCUGAGGAUGGCCGGCUGCAGAUUCGGGCCAAUCAGGGUCAUUCAGUACAGGUUGUGGAUCUGGAGCUGAAACCGGUCAUGGCUGGUUCUCCAGACUGCCCUGCUGAGGCUGUUCAUGGCUCCUACCUCAGAAACUGGAGCUCCAUCCAGCAGCAGGGCCUGAGCCGCAUGAAGAGGACACACAUCCAUCUGGCACAAGGCUUGCCAGGGGAGGACGGCAUCAUCAGUGGCAUGAGGAAAGAUUGUGAUCUAGCUGUGUUUAUUGAUGUCCCCAAAGCACUGGCUGAUGGUAUCAAGUUCUUCUGGUCUGAGAAUGAUGUGCUGUUGACUGAAGGUGAUGCUGAGGGUAAAAUUCAACCUAAAUACUUCAGCCGAGCUCUAAGACUGAGACCUUCAAGGAGCAUCCUGCCACUGCAGUAACAGCAGAGAGUGCUGUCCUGUCAUUGGUCAUUACCGCACUCACCUGACCAUGUUAGCAUCCGACGGUUGGUUGAUGCUUAUCCCAGUUCCCCUGGCAACACUUGUUUUCCAGCAGCAUCGAUUUAUCAGCAACAGAAGUGUAUAUUCAGAAAUCUCCCAAAGUGGCACCUGAUUGGUAAACUUUAAACUGUUGAUUCAUUAUUGAAAGUGAACAGGACAGAAGGUGUAUCCUUAUUUUUAUAUGACAAUUCAACAAACUUAAAAAUACAGAAGCCUUGUUUUCCCCACUUCAUGCUAAAUAAAGCAUUGUACCAAUGACUACCAGGAUAUUUUAACUGGCAGAUCUUUAAAUAAAGCGUAUUGUGCAUGUGGUUAGUCACGUGGCUAAGCAUGGGAAAUGAGAGGAUGCAGACAUUGAGGUUUAACGGACUGCAGUUUCCAGUAAGAUAUGGACUGACACGCACAGUGUGUGAGGGAAGAUAACUUGUUUGAGGUUUCCUGUGUAAGAAAUUGCCAAAAUAUGUCACAGGGAAAACAAGAGAUAAUGAAAAGUAUACAGCUCUAUUUAUUUUAGUAAAUGUUUUAUGUGGUGAAUAUUUUGCCAUUUAUCUUAUAUUUCUCAGUCAUAUCAUUACCUGUAACAUUAAUUUCUAAUAAAAAGUUUAAGUAACACUG
Messenger RNA from Maylandia zebra (zebra mbuna), 1566 nucleotides. RefSeq names its product tRNA phosphotransferase 1 (gene trpt1). The record is from RefSeq and is a predicted model, not a curated record. NCBI's taxonomy places the organism in Eukaryota, Metazoa, Chordata, Actinopteri, Cichliformes, Cichlidae. Gene Ontology annotation, molecular function: tRNA 2'-phosphotransferase activity. Gene Ontology annotation, biological process: tRNA splicing, via endonucleolytic cleavage and ligation.